AGAUAUUUCGAAACACGCACCCAAAACAAACAUACUCUUCUUCUCAAUUAAGAAAUAUUCUACAAACUUCAUAUUAUGGGUAGUAGUAUAGAUGCUGAAACACAAGAAGUUGGCAUCAAAGAUCAAGCUCAAAUAUGGGAUAUAAUCUAUGGUUAUGCUGAUUCUCUUGUUCUUCGUUGCACAGUAGAGAUUGGAAUCGCAGAUAUUAUCAAAAACAAUAAUGGGUCAAUCACACUUUCAGAGCUUGUAUCGAAACUACCACUUUCAAAUGUGAAUUCUGAUAAUUUGUACAGAAUUCUAAGAUACUUAGUACACCUGAAUAUCUUAGGACAACAAACAUGUGCUGCUGGAGGUGAUAGGGUUUACUCACUUAAACCAGUUGGUACUUUAUUAUUAAAAGAUUCAGAAACAAGUAUGGUACCAGUAAUAUUAGGUCUGUCACAAAAAGAUUUCUUGUUUGUAUGGAAUUUCGUGAAAGAAGGUCUAGGCACUGGAAGUACAACAGCAUUUGAGAAAGCAACGGGAAUGGAUAUGUGGAAGUAUUUAGAAGUUACUCCUGAUCAAAGUAAGUUGUUUGAUGAAGGACAAGCUGGAGAAACAAGACUUUUAACUAAAACUCUACUUGAAGAUUGUAGAGAUACUUUUCAAGGUAUGGAUUCGCUUGUUGAUGUUGGUGGAGGAAACGGUACGACAAUUAAGGCAAUCCAUGAAGCUUUUCCUCAUAUUAAAUGUACGCUUUAUGAUCUUCCUCAUGUUAUUGCAAACUCUGAUGAUCACCCUAACAUCCGAAAAGUUCCCGGUGAUAUGUUCAUGUCUGUUCCAAGUGCUCAAGUUCUCUUACUCAAGUGCGUCUUGCAUGACUGGACUGAUGAACACUGCGUCAACAUUCUAAAGAAGUGCAAAGAAGCAAUACCAAAAGAGACAGGGAAAGUGAUCAUAGUGGAUGUCGCACUUGAAGAAGAAUCCGAACAUGAACUUACAAAGGCAAGAUUGAUUCUCGAUAUUGAUAUGUUGGUGAAUACAGGUGGUAGAGAGAGAACUGAAGAUGAUUGGGAAGAUUUGCUCAAACGUGCAGGCUUUCGGUCUCAUAAGAUCAGACCGAUUCGCGCUAUUCAGUCUGUCAUUGAAGCUUUCCCAUAGUAAAAUCUCUAAGGAGUACUUUGCUCUUAUGAACAAUAAGUCAUCUUCACUUGAGGAGAUGUUUCCCUAUUUAGUUCGUUUGUUUCUUUUCGCUUGUGAUAAGCAUGUUAAUUUCCCUAUUUCCUGUUUUUGUUUCUUUUCCCUCGUGAUAAGCUCCGGUGCGUGCUGUUUUUCUUUCUCCGGUUAUAUUAGACCGUUGUUUCUGUUGUUCAUUUGUAUUCUGCUCUUAUUGUAAUUGGAUACUGUAUUCUCCUGUGCACAGCGUGGAACACCCUAAAAACGGCCCACUAAAUGUUGUACAAGCUUGUUUUUUGGGUGUGAAAAUGAAUCAAUUCAGCAAAUACUAUAGGAACAAAGAAAAGAGUUUUAA
Messenger RNA from Papaver somniferum (opium poppy), 1510 nucleotides. Its product is annotated as 3'-hydroxy-N-methyl-(S)-coclaurine 4'-O-methyltransferase 1-like. The record is from RefSeq and is a predicted model, not a curated record. NCBI's taxonomy places the organism in Eukaryota, Viridiplantae, Streptophyta, Magnoliopsida, Ranunculales, Papaveraceae. Gene Ontology annotation, molecular function: O-methyltransferase activity; S-adenosylmethionine-dependent methyltransferase activity; protein dimerization activity. The transcript has 2 exons. Bases 76 to 1140 code for a protein of 354 amino acids. Gene Ontology annotation, biological process: methylation.